Messenger RNA from Hemicordylus capensis (graceful crag lizard), 4481 nucleotides. RefSeq names its product bromodomain containing 2 (gene BRD2). The transcript is spliced from 12 exons. Lineage: Eukaryota; Metazoa; Chordata; Lepidosauria; Squamata; Cordylidae. The coding region runs from base 1354 to 3699 and encodes 781 amino acids. Gene Ontology annotation, cellular component: chromatin; nucleus. The record is from RefSeq and is a predicted model, not a curated record. Gene Ontology annotation, biological process: regulation of DNA-templated transcription; chromatin remodeling.
UUAUCCGGCCUCGCUAAGACGAGGAAUCUUUUGUGCAUCUUCUAAGGUCGGCGCACGUUUUGGCGGGAACCAGAAAUUCUGAGUUUUUGCCUCGUUUUCCCUACAAAGUUUUCCUCAGUGUAUCCGGCGCUUGUUGGGCGUGUUGGGGGGAGAGUUAGGAACUGCGUGUUGUUUUGUUUUCUUAAGAGAGGCUGCCGCUCAUUGUUCACCGGCUCCGCACCCUGUUUUUUCACUGCCACAAAAUGGCGCUUCCCUCCUCUCCUCCUCCCUUCCCCCCGCGGUGAGCGGAGAACCACAACAACCAACGGCUGCUUCCCAACCGUCGCCCCGCCCCCACGUGACAGAAUGGCCAAUCAGGAGGCAACGAAUGGCAGGCCUGUCCAAUGCACAGGUUCGCUUUCGGGGUUGGAUUGUCAGAACAACACAACAGGAGGUGGAUAGGGGCCGAGUGAUUGAUAGUCGCAUCGCCCAAUUGCUGGGCUGUGUCUCUGUACUCUCCGCCCAGGGGGUUCUGCCGAGCUCUCGAAGGGGCGUUCUUGGGUGAGAUGGUGAUGUCAGCGCCUCUUCCAGCCAAUCGGAAGGGAGCUAGCGUCUAUAUAAGGGCGGCCAGGGGCAGGCCGAGAGGCGCCAUUUCGCUGGAGCGGAGGAAGGAUCCUGGCCUAAGCGAAGGAGCGAGCGCGCGAGUGCGAGAAAGGGGUGGGCGGAAUCAAUCCAGAGCCAUCCUCGCCGGGCGGCCCCCAAUCACCGGCCAUCGUUGUAGCCACCAGUUCGGCGGAUCCUCCUCCCGGCUUCCGUAGCGGCUAUUUCCCCCGCCCAGCCAGCCCACCCCAAGAGAGCAAAGGUGGAGUGCGACCAGUAAUCCCAGUACAAUCCACUGGCAUCCGCCUCUCAGACUGCGACGAUUCGCUCGGCGACCGGUGCCUCCGGACGCGGCAGGCUCCGAGGAGACCGGAUAGCCCUAUAUUGCUGGCAUCUCUGCGAAGUCGGAACUCCCUGGGGGCUUGCAAGAGGGGCUCCAACAUUGCCCUCCUUCAUCUGAAAAGCCGCCAUUUUAAUAGAUUUUUAUUCUAAUUCCUCCGCCGCGAGAGCGGCCUCGGCCGGAGGAAGAACAGGCCGGACCCCUGUCCCCAACCCCGCCAUGCAGUGAUUGGCAAUAAAAGCCUUUCAGGUCCGGCCCUCCCGCGCAGGGGAGGGAAUGCGCCCCUGAGGGAGGCCUUGCUUUCUUCCCCCGCGAAGCCAAGCUACUCAAGCAAAGUGGGGGGGUUCCCCGAGGCCACGGAGGCGCCGGCGGCUGGAGCGGGACCGUCCCGGGAGAGAGCCGGGCCCCCGGGAGCUGGUGCUGUUCCUGCAGGCAUGUUGCAGAACGUGAACCCCAACGGCAAGAUCCUUGGGGAGGGCAAUGUGGGUCUCGUGGGCCUGGCGUUGGAGUCCACACCAGGGAAGCGGAUCCGCAAGCCAUCACUCCUCUACGAGGGCUUUGAGAGCCCCACCAUGGCUUCUGUCCCAGCUCUUCAGCUGGCCCAAGCCAACCCACCUCCUCCAGAGGUCUCCAACCCCAAGAAGCCAGGCAGGGUCACCAAUCAGCUGCAGUACCUCCACAAAGUGGUGAUGAAAGCCCUCUGGAAGCACCAGUUUGCCUGGCCCUUCCGUCAGCCUGUGGAUGCUGUCAAGCUUGGUCUUCCGGACUACCACAAGAUCAUCAAACAGCCGAUGGACAUGGGCACCAUCAAGCGAAGAUUGGAAAACAACUACUACUGGAGCUCGGCUGAGUGCAUGCAGGACUUCAACACCAUGUUCACCAAUUGCUACAUCUACAAUAAGCCCACUGAUGACAUUGUGCUGAUGGCCCAAACCCUCGAGAAGAUCUUCCUGCAGAAGGUGGCCCAGAUGCCUCAGGAGGAGCAGGAGAUUGUGAUCACUGUGGCCAAGAACAGCCACAAGAAGGGGGCCUCCCGGGCAGCAGCACUCCUCGCAGCAGCCAGUGCAGCUGCCCAGCAAGUGCCGGCCAUUUCUUCAGUGUCCCACACUCAGCUCUUCCCAACAAGCACAGACAUCCCCACCACAGUCGUCAAUAUCCCUCACCCAUCAGUGAUCUCCACGCCUCUCCUCAAGCCGCUGCACUCCACUGCCGCCUCCCAGCCAGUACUUGCGGUGCCGGCCCCCACGCAGCCUGUAGCCAAGAAGAAGGGCGUCAAGCGGAAAGCAGACACUACGACCCCCACACCGACCGCCAUCAUUGCCACCAGUGGUGGAGAGUCUUCUCCCUCAGCCGCCCUGCUGGAAGUCAAGGCAGCCAAGAUCCCCGCCCGGCGGGAGAGUGGGCGCCCCAUCAAGCCGCCCCGCAAAGACCUGCCUGACUCGCAGCAGCACCAGACGUCCAAGAGGGGCAAGCUCUCUGAGCAACUCAAGUACUGCAACGGCAUCCUCAAGGAGCUGGUGUCCAAGAAGCACGCUGCCUACGCCUGGCCCUUCUACAAGCCAGUCGAUGCCUCCGCUCUGGGUCUCCAUGACUACCAUGAGAUCAUCAAGCAUCCCAUGGACCUCAGCACCAUCAAGCGCAAGAUGGAGAACCGGGAUUACCGGGAUGCACAGGAGUUUGCUUCCGAUGUGCGGCUGAUGUUCUCCAACUGUUACAAGUACAAUCCCCCUGACCACGAUGUGGUGGCCAUGGCUCGUAAACUGCAGGAUGUCUUCGAGUUCAGCUAUGCCAAGAUGCCAGAUGAACCCAUAGACAUCCACCCCCCCUCCACAUCACUCCCACAGCCAGGGCUCCUGAUGAAGUCCUCCACAGACGAGUCUUCCAGCGACGACGAGGACGAUGAGGAGGGGGACGAAGACGAGAGCAGCAGCGAGAGCUCAUCAGACAGCGAGGAAAGCUCAGACUCUGAAGAGGAGCGGGCCAACCGGCUAGCUGAGCUUCAGGAACAGCUGCGGGCCGUGCAUGAGCAGCUUGCCGCACUUUCCCAGGGACCAGUCUCCAAGCCCAAGAAGAAACGCGACAAGAAGGAGAAGAAGAAGAAAAAGAAAUUGGAGAAGCGCAAAGUCAAAGGGGGCGACGAGGAGCCCCGGGCUCACCAGGUCCAGCUCAAAAAGUCAAAGAAGGCAGCUGGCGGCAGCGGCGGCAGCAGCAAGAACUCCAAGAAGGCCAGCGUGAAGGCCUUGCCUCCCCCAGCCCCCAUGCUGUACGACUCGGAGGAGGAGGAGGAGAGCAAGCCCAUGACCUACGACGAGAAGCGCCAGCUCAGCCUCGACAUCAACAAGCUGCCGGGGGAGAAGUUGGGCCGCGUGGUACACAUCAUCCAGUCGCGGGAGCCCUCCCUACGCGACUCCAACCCGGAAGAGAUUGAGAUUGACUUUGAAACCCUCAAGCCCUCCACGUUGCGGGAGCUGGAGCGCUACGUGCUGUCAUGCCUACGCAAAAAGCCUCGCAAGCCCUACAGUGAGACCCUAAAGAAGCCGGUGGGCAAGACGAAGGAGGAGCUGGCCUUGGAGAAAAAGCGGGAGCUGGAGAAGCGCUUGCAGGAUGUCAGUGGGCAGCUGAAUUCAGCCAAGAAGCCCCCCAAGAAAGCCAACGAGAAGCCGGAAUCUGCCCAGCAGGUGGCCGUCUCCCGCCUGAGCGCCAGUAGCUCCAGCUCCGACUCGAGCAGCUCCAGCUCCUCCUCCUCGUCCUCCGACACAAGCGACUCCGACUCGAGCUAGGCGGACUGGUGUGGGCAAGAGCAGACUGGGCAGGCCACGGGCGGGAAGUGUGUGCAGAAGAGGUUCUGCAGGACCAGAACUGGAGACGACGAGUGCACGAGGGACUCCCCCCUCCCUCCCCAGCUAGGCACAGGGAGGGGGCUGGCGGCCAGCUUCCCUGUUCCCUCCUUCGGACCGUGGGCCAAGAGCUGGCCCUGCUGUGUUUGUGCUGUGGCAUGGGGUGGGGCACCCUGGCUCUGUACAGUUUGCCUCAGCCAGGGGGUGGGGCAGUGGUUUUACUGUUUUGGUUGAAUCAAAAAAGGAAAAAAAAAACUUGUGGUUUUUAUAAAAAGCAUUUAGCAAGUUUGGUUUGUGAGGCUCCCUCCCCAGAGGGACUGCCGUGGGGUGUGUGCCCCAGAUGCUCGGACAGAGCCCUGAGCAGAGACGAGACUCUGGCAGGGGAAGAGUUGCCUCUUCCGCCUUCUCGCCGGUUGAAGUUCUUUUAUUUAUUUUAAAUUUCCCCCCAUUGGUGAGUUUCCCUGGGAUCUGGCGUGAGUGCAGCUGUGAACUGUGUCUGGGCAGAAGCGAGAGGCAGCAUGCUCUUCACCCCUCGAGGGAGGUUGCGAGGGGCGGGGGGGCCCUCGAGUUUUUUUAUGUUUGAACUGUAUACAUGUUUUGUUUUUUUCUACUCUUCCUCUUAUUUCCCCCCCCCCACCCCUGUCCAUCUUCUAGGGCUGUUUCAUCUUGCUGUAUGUUAACCCUUCUGGUUAUUUGACAUGUAAAUAAAACAUUAUGCAGACUGA